CUCUCUUAGAUAACAUGAUGCAACAGUUACGUGUCUUGCUCCUCUUCUUCUUCCUCCUCCUCCCCCUCCUCCACGCCACACGCACGAGCACACACAAAGCAGUUGAAGAGGACUCGUUUAGGAGACGGAUCAAUUUACUGCACAAGAUAGUUGACGCUUCAGACGGAAGAUGAAGCUACAGGUCGAGGUUCCUUUAGAGACACAAGAUGACGAGAGCAGCGGCAAAGACACAAGCAGCGGCAAAGGCGAUGCUUCAGACCAAUUGUGUGUGCGUGAGAGGCGAGGCUCCGUCAGGCAGGAAGGACGGGAGGGUACUGAAGAUGCCGGGCCUGCGGAUGGUGAAGUGCAGGAGGAGCAGAAGGCGGGAGGAGAAGAAGGCAGCGUGAAGAUGGAGCCACCUGACGGAGGGUGGGGCUGGGUGGUCGCCUUCGCCAGCCUCCUUAUCAUGACCCUUAUCCCCGUCAUGAGUUACUGCUUCGGCGUGCUCUUCUCCCGCUACCUCCUCCUCUCCGGCACCUCCUCCACCACCACCGCCUGGAUCUUCAACACCCAGAACUUCCUCUUCAACACCAUCGGCCUCUUCGUGCGGCCUCUCUCGCAGGAGUUCGGCUGGCGGAAGGUCGCGAUCACCGGCACCUUCCUCGCCUCCCUGGGCUUCGGCAUCACGGCUUUCGCGCCUUCGCCGGAGUUUUUCUUCUUCUCCUUCUCCAUUCUCGGCGGGGUCGGCGGCGGCAUCAUCACCCCCCUGUGCUACGUCGUGGUGCCGAGCUACUUUACGAGGCGGCGGGGCGUGGCCAACGCCAUCAUGGGUUUCGGCUCGGGCCUCGGGCAGAUCGCUGUGCCGCCCUUCCUCAGGGUACUCCAAGAGACCUUCGCAGACCGCGGCGCCACCCUCAUCUUCAGCGGCCUCAUGUUCCACUCCUGCCUCGCCGCCACCACCUUCCACCCCGUAGAGAGGCACAUGAAGCCAUCCCGGGCGAAGGCCACGACGGAGAGCGACCAGGACACGAAGCCUCCGCCAAAGCCACAAACCACGACCUCGACCUCGUCCCCCAAACCGUCGAUCUUCGUGCGGGUUGCCAAGUCAACGAUGUCAGACCUGAGCAUCCUUCGGUCCCGGCGCGCGGUCAUCAUCACCGUGGCCUGGGCCCUGGCGAUCAGCAGCACCCUAAACUUCUUGAUGAUGGUGCCGUUCGCCUUGCAGGACGCUGGCUUCUCCCUUGACUUCUCAGCGUGGUGCCUCUCCAGUCUAGGCGUGUCCAGUCUCGUCGUCCGCACCCUUGCCUCCGCCCUCACCGACCUGCCGUUCUUCAAAGUCAAGGUAUUCUUCGUCGCCGGGCUCGUCAUCAUGGCCACCUCUACUGCCGUGUUCCCGCUGGUGGGGUCGCAAGGGUGGCUGCUCGCCGUCAGCUUGGGCUACGGGGCAGGCCUGGGCACCAUCGCGGGCCUCAACACCCUGGUAAUGAUCGACGUGAUGGGCAUCGACCGUCUGGCGCCGCUCUUUGGCACAACCUCCCUCAUAAGUGCAAUUACCGUCCUCUCCUUGGGCACUGUUAUAGGUAUAAUCAGGGACGCCUCAGGAAGCUACCCCAUCAGCCUCUGGUUCGCGGCUGGGAUGUUAGGAUGCAGCGUCCUCCUUUGGGCGUUGAUGGGACGGGCGACGAGAUGGGACAAGGAGCGAAUGGAGGAAGGGCGCCCAAACCUGUGA
Messenger RNA from Eriocheir sinensis (Chinese mitten crab), 1708 nucleotides. Its product is annotated as monocarboxylate transporter 12-like. The record is from RefSeq and is a predicted model, not a curated record. Gene Ontology annotation, biological process: transmembrane transport; monocarboxylic acid transport. The coding region runs from base 170 to 1708 and encodes 512 amino acids. The transcript is spliced from 6 exons. Gene Ontology annotation, molecular function: monocarboxylic acid transmembrane transporter activity. NCBI's taxonomy places the organism in Eukaryota, Metazoa, Arthropoda, Malacostraca, Decapoda, Varunidae.